AUGUUUUCCUCACAUGGGAGAAAUACGACUGGUAGUAAUCGUUCUCACCAAACCCGACAUCCCCGUACACAGGUUGGCCCAAGAUCCCCUGCGGAUGAGGAUGUACAAGAUUCUCAUGAAUAUGAGGUAGAUUCCCGACCUGUCAUUAGUAUCUCCCGAAGCGGCCGCCGAAGACACCCACCUGGUCACCUCAUAGACGAGAUGGAUGACUUCGUCGGUUCCCGACACCAGCCCCGACAUAGAUUUGUAUCUUCCCCGAGAUCUAAUUCUGUCGGCGAUCGCUACUCUUCUCAUGGUCAUCACACUCGACGAACAAACAGUCAUCACGAUGUCGACUUUUAA
Protopolystoma xenopodis is the source of this 342-nucleotide messenger RNA. The record is from the annotation of a GenBank genome assembly. NCBI's taxonomy places the organism in Eukaryota, Metazoa, Platyhelminthes, Monogenea, Polystomatidea, Polystomatidae.